Aphidius gifuensis is the source of this 827-nucleotide messenger RNA. Its product is annotated as activator of basal transcription 1-like. The transcript is spliced from 3 exons. NCBI's taxonomy places the organism in Eukaryota, Metazoa, Arthropoda, Insecta, Hymenoptera, Braconidae. Gene Ontology annotation, molecular function: RNA binding. Bases 104 to 808 code for a protein of 234 amino acids. Gene Ontology annotation, biological process: endonucleolytic cleavage to generate mature 5'-end of SSU-rRNA from (SSU-rRNA, 5.8S rRNA, LSU-rRNA); endonucleolytic cleavage in ITS1 to separate SSU-rRNA from 5.8S rRNA and LSU-rRNA from tricistronic rRNA transcript (SSU-rRNA, 5.8S rRNA, LSU-rRNA); endonucleolytic cleavage in 5'-ETS of tricistronic rRNA transcript (SSU-rRNA, 5.8S rRNA, LSU-rRNA). Gene Ontology annotation, cellular component: nucleolus. The record is from RefSeq and is a predicted model, not a curated record.
UAACUCACAUGUUGUAGGCUAGCCUAAAAAAUAAUAAACAAAAAAAUUAAUUUGUUUACUUGUAAUAAAUAAUAAUUGUUUGUUAAUUAUUAAAUUUAAUAAAAUGUCAGACGAUAGUGAAAUGGAGGUGAAUAACGAGACAACAAAUGUUGAAGAUGAAAAAGAAAAAAAAACAUCUAAAAAUCAUUUGUUAGUUAAUGAAAAAAGAAAAAAACGUGGAAUUGUUUAUUUGUCAUCGAUACCAAGAUUUAUGAAUGUUACUAAAGUUAGAGAAAUAUUUUCAGAAUAUGGAAAAAUUGAUCGUGUUUAUUUACAGCUUGCUCCAACAGAAAUUGAACAAAAAGGAGAAAAAAAAAUUAAAAAAAAAAAAAAGGUUGCAUCGAAACAUUUUACUGAAGGAUGGGUAGAAUUUGAAAGUAAAAAAAUUGCAAAACAUGUAGCAGCAACACUAAAUAAUACCCAAAUAUCAUCAAGAAAAAAAAGUAAAUUUUACGAUGUUAUGUGGAACAUAAAAUAUCUUCCAAGAUUCAAAUGGCUUCACUUGACUGAACGAUUGUCCUACGAAAGAGCUGUUCGUAAACAACGUAUAUCAGCUGAAAUUGCACAGGUUAAAAGAGAAGUUAAUUUCUUUGCUCAAAAUAUCGACAGUAGUAAAAAAAUUCUUGCCAAGCAACAACAAAAAGGUAUUGAUGCAAAUUUCAUUGCACCAGAAAUUAAACAACGUGAUACUGAUGACAAUAUUAGAAAAAAGAAAAAACAAAUUAACAAAGAAGAUACACCAUCAGAAUUUUUAUCAUCAUUAUUUUAAAUAAAAUAUAUUAAUCAAU